UUUGCGCACAGUGGUCGUGAGUGAAUAGGACUCUUAUCUGGUAACGUUAUUCUUGUUAUAUGAAUGUAGGUGAAGCGGCUGCUUUGCUCCAACGGGACCUGUUUCUGUAUGCUUUUAAGCUAAUGGUCUGGAUUUUACCAAUAAAUGUUUACCAAUGAUGCACUACUCAAACUGGCUCAUUGACGUGAAAAACAGGGCAAGCCUUCGAAAUGAGUACAAAUCACCACCUAACACCGACUGGAUUAAGAGGGGGAAUAUUGCGGACAUGCAGAACAACAACCCGCAUCUUAACGAAAAAGCAUCCGAACUAGCAGCUGCCAUUCAUCUCUUGAAAAAAGGCUACAAAAUAAUCAAGAAAAUUGGGGAAGGCACAUUUUCAGAGGUCCUGAAAACUCAGAGCUUAAAAGAUGGGAAGUUUUAUGCAUGUAAAACCAUGAAGCAGACAAUAAACAGUCUGGAGCAGGCCAACAAUCUGCGGGAAGUCCAGGCAAUGAAGAGACUGAGCCCUCAUGCAAAUAUUGUCCAGCUACAUGAACUGAUUUUUGACAAGGAAACUGGAAGGGUAUCUUUGAUAUGUGAGCUGAUGGAAAUGAAUAUCUAUGAGUAUAUACAAGGAAGAAAAACACCUCUGCCCGAACAUACAGUAAAGCACUACAUGUACCAGCUCUGCAAGUCGCUUGAACACAUGCACAGCUGUGGGAUCUUUCACAGAGAUGUAAAACCAGAAAACAUUCUUAUAAAGCAAAACAUUUUGAAGCUUGGCGAUUUUGGCUCGUGUCGGAGUGUGUACUCGAAGCCCCCACACACAGAGUACAUCUCCACACGCUGGUACAGAGCCCCGGAGUGCCUGCUCACUGACGGGUAUUACAGCCUUAAGAUGGACAUUUGGAGCGCCGGUUGUGUCUUCUUUGAAAUCAUGAGCUUGAAUCCUCUCUUCCCUGGAACCAACGAGUUGGACCAGAUUGCCAAGAUUCACGAUAUUUUGGGAACACCAGAUCAAAGUCUGCUCCAAAAGUUCAAGCAGUCUAGAGCGAUGCAUUUCAACUUCCCUCCAAAAAAAGGCACUGGCAUCUCACGGUUAAUCCCCAAAUGCCCAGCUCCAGCUCUGUCUCUCCUCUAUCAGAUGCUUGCCUAUGACGCCGAUGAACGAAUCACUGCUGAAACAGCCCUAAGGCACACAUACUUUAGGGAAAUAAGGAUGGCAGAUAAGAAGGCCGAGAGUCUUCACAGAGUUUCUGGGACUAUGGAUGUAAUCGGAAGCUGUGUGACACAAAACUCAGUUGACCAUAUCUGUCGACCAGCUCGAGUUGGGAAACAACUGAGAGGGAGACACACAAGACAAACACCUUUAAUGAGUCACAACAUGAAGCAUGUAGCAGACACCCUCAUCCGACGGAACAUCCCUCAUUAUCCAGCAGAGCUGCCCAAGCUCAAUGUGGUUGUACCGGGACCGCAGAUCUCCUUCCCAGUCUCCACUAUGCCCGCAUUUACCGUCACUCACAGAGGCACACUGCCAACUAUCACAUCCAAAAAGUGCCAGUCACAGUUGGCCAAGCCCCGGGAUGACUCACACCAUGCAGCUUUCAAGACCUACUAUAUGCCACCUCUGGAUAGAAAACAUGGAGGCUGCUGAGAGCCAAAAAACAGGAAGUAUUACAUUAAAAAAAAAAAAAAAAAAAGCCUUUUAAUACUGGCUAGACCUGUACUGAAAUGGAUAACUUGAGAAGACACGUCUGUAAAACAUCACAACUGUGCUUGAGACGCGAGUCACAGAAGACCAUAAAACCUGUUAUCUCAACACUUAUAACUACUACCCCAAACUGACAACUGAAAUUCAUAAACGGCAUAUUCUUUAAUUAGAUUAAGAGCAUGGAGGUUUAGUUUUACUUGACUUUGUCAGGUUUUAUUUGUUUAUGACUCUUAAAAAUUGAACACACUGUACAGUGGGAACUUCUUGUAAAGCAAUACGACACCUGCAAAAAGCAGCCACACCACUUGGGCUUGAGUUUUAUUAUUGUACAACUUUGAAUCAAAUGAUUAAGCCAAUUUUAACAUUGCCCCAGAUGUGCACACAGAUGUCUUCAAUUUGCUACCCUGCUCUGACCUCCCAGCUAUUUUUACAAAAACCACUUUUAGAAGUUUAAACGUUACUUGAAUGAGACUGAGACUGCCUCUAUAUAAUUAUAGUUUGACUUCACUGUAAUACUCUGGAAGUUUCGACAGCUGGGUGGGUUUUUUUUAAAGGGACAUUUCAAACAAAUGUCCACUAACUUUGUUGACUCAUAUUUUCCCAGAAGCUGACAAAGAUUUUUGAGGAAAACCUGAGAUCAGGGAAUCCCCCCCCCCCCAGUAAGAUAGGAGAGGUCCAGUUGGAGAGUGCGCUACCUUACCUGGAAAUCUUCACAUUCCACACAGUAGCUUUGAUUAAUCUGCUGGGAUUCAAAGUUGUAAAAAAUAAUAAAUGUGAAAACAUUCAGAGGUGGCGUUAAUUUUUUUUUUUUAGAUUUCUAGAGAUGUGAUGGAAGUCCUUGAAAUAAACAAUUUUUUAAAAAGCCCAGUCUUCCUGUACAAAUGUCAAGAACCAGAACUUAAACAGCCCUCAGCAUCAGUGUUGUGUUUGGAAACAGAUUUUGCACAGUUAUGCUUAAAAACUGACUGCAGAUUGGGUUUAAAAAGGAUAUUUGAAUGUUUGUUGGAUGCAAAAAUGUAGCUUGGCCAGUACCUCCAUACCCCUUCACUCGAGGGACUGUUGCUUUUCAUUUCUUUCAGAGCUGUGAGCUCUUUAAACCAGACUGUGACUCAGUCUGCACAUCAUUGUGAAACAUUACUGGAGUAAAAAGAAAAACUCAUCAAGCACCAUUUGUAUAAUGUUGUCAUUAACCUCUGCUCAAAGCUGGCAUAUUAUCAACAAACUCCUGAUGUGCUGACAGAAUAAACUGAUGAGAAAGUGGGUAAUCUAAGCUCCAUCAGCUUUCCAUCUAAUGCAGGGGUCACUUAUGGCAUUAUUAUCAGUGCAUUAAAAAUGCAUAACUGUCAAAU
Messenger RNA from Pelmatolapia mariae (spotted tilapia), 3039 nucleotides. Its product is annotated as MAPK/MAK/MRK overlapping kinase-like. Gene Ontology annotation, biological process: intracellular signal transduction; protein phosphorylation. The transcript has 12 exons. Bases 155 to 1633 code for a protein of 492 amino acids. The record is from RefSeq and is a predicted model, not a curated record. Lineage: Eukaryota; Metazoa; Chordata; Actinopteri; Cichliformes; Cichlidae. Gene Ontology annotation, molecular function: protein serine/threonine kinase activity; ATP binding. Gene Ontology annotation, cellular component: cytoplasm; nucleus.